AGAAUUUAGAGCUCACAGGGAGAAAGAGAAACAAGAUCUCAUCAAGAACCUAAAGAAUAUUGGAAAUGGAAGUGUCUGUCCUGUUCUGAAGCAAACAAUCCCUUUUGGUAUUGCCUAUCACCAUAGUGGCCUUACCAAUGAUGAAAGAAAAAGUAUAGAGGAAGCAUAUUCUACAGGUGUCCUGUGUUUACUUGCUUGCACAGCUACUUUAGCUGCUGGAGUCAACCUGCCAGCUAGAAGGGUUAUUCUCAGAGCUCCUUAUGUUGCUAAUGACUUCUUGAAGAAGAACCAGUAUAAACAAAUGAUUGGCAGAGCUGGUCGAGCUGGUAUUGACAGUGCUGGAGAAAGUAUUCUCAUAGUGCAAGAAAGAGACAAACACUUGGUUCAGGAUUUAGUUAACAGUCCUUUGGAGAACUGUUACAGCAAUCUUCUGCUGGAGUUGACCAAGGGAAUGCAGAGCUUGUUGUUAUCUUUGGUCGGACUGCAGAUAGCAGUUACCCGUGAAGAAGUCACCAAUUUUAUGUGCAGUACAUUGCUGGGUGUUCAGCAGCAGCUGCUGUCUAAAGAGAAGAGCCUGUCAAAGAUCAUUAAAGAUGGGCUAGAAAAUCUAAUAGAAAAAGGACUCCUAAAACGAAGAAUAUCAGAGAAGGACCACAAUUCCAAAUGUACACUAGCAAUCACACCGUUGGGUAAAGCUACAUACAAAGGGUCUAUAGACUUGGCAUACUGCAAUCUUCUUUACAGAGAAUUGAAGAAAGGUUUGGAAGGGCUGGUGCUUGAGAGCAACCUUCAUCUUCUGUAUCUGGCAACUCCGUAUGAUAUGACUUCUAACUGUAGCCCGGAUUGGAUGAUAUACUUGAGACAGUUCAACCAGCUAAGUGCAGCAGAGCAAAAAGUAGUGGAUAUUGUGGGAGUACCUGAAAGCUUUAUUACAAAAAAGGCUUCUGGUCAAGCCAUCAGAAAGAAUGUGGACAGUGCUGUGGUAAACAGGCUGUACCUGACAUUUGUCCUUUAUACCCUGCUGAAAGAGACCAAUAUAUGGAGCAUUUCAGAGAAAUUUAAUAUGUCCCGAGGAUAUGUGCAAAAUCUCCUUAAUUCUGCUGCCUCAUUCGCCUCCUGUGUUCUACGUUUCUGUGAGGAAUUGGAAGAAUUCUGGGUUUAUAAAGCCUUGCUGACAGAACUUACAAAGCGGUUGACAUACUGUGUUAAGACAGAACUCAUCCCUCUAAUGGAGGUAGCAGGGGUUCUGGAGGCACGAGCAAAACAGCUUUAUAAUGCAGGCUACAAAACUUUAGCACAUUUGGCUAAUGCAAAUCCAGAAACUCUGGUCAGGAUGAUUGAACACUUGUCACGACGUCAAGCCAAACAAAUUGUUUCAUCUGCAAAGAUGCUGCUGAGUGAAAAAGCUGAGGCUUUACAAGAAGAAGUUGAGGUACUCUUAAAGGUGCCUACAGAUAUCCCAGGGACCUACUGACCAACUGUCAUGAAGAAAAAUCAUGAAUCAAAAAAUUGGGAUAUUUUAAAAUUUUUAAAUUUCUGGUGUAAAGCUGCUG
Molecule: messenger RNA, 1553 nt
Organism: Leptosomus discolor (cuckoo roller)
Lineage: Eukaryota; Metazoa; Chordata; Aves; Leptosomiformes; Leptosomidae
Source: RefSeq, a predicted model, not a curated record